Molecule: messenger RNA, 1950 nt
Organism: Yamadazyma jaroonii
Lineage: Eukaryota; Fungi; Ascomycota; Pichiomycetes; Serinales; Debaryomycetaceae
Source: the annotation of a GenBank genome assembly
AUGUCAAAAGGAACCAGUAAAGCAAAUGUUUAUGGUGGUAAUCACAAUGGAAAGUCUAACCAGUUCAUCAAAUUAGUGGGUGAUGAGUUAUUAGAUAACUCUGAGUUUCCCGAUAGAUUUCAGGUUGCCGCUCACUUGAAAUUACUCCACUCUUUCGAGGAAUUGAGAAAAUCAACCGUUCAAGGUAUUGAUAAUGAGCAAGAAAGAGAAAAACUUUGGCAAUGCUACAUCACAAUGGCUGUCAGAAGGUUUGUGAUUUUUGUUAGUGCUUUAAAGUUCAAAUUCAUGGACCUGCCAAACAGUGAAGAUCCAAAAUUUAGAAAAAGGUUUUCCGAUUUUAUGGAUGGAUUACUACCUCCUAUAGAUGUCAUACUUGUUUGGCAUUCUUUCUGUUUAAAUCCCAAAUCUUUCUUUGACAAUUUUCAAUAUAACAAUUUGAUACUGUUCGUUCGUUAUCCAUUUCCUCUCGUGAGGAUAAAUCAAAGUAUUUCAAACGAAAAGUUCAUUUUCAUCCCUUCCAUUGAAUUCAGCGAUGCAUAUACCAAGCUUGUAGAGGAUUUCAUGAUCCUGACACAGAUGGAAGAACCCACAAACUUCAAUUCUUACCAACCUUUUGACCCAUUUACUAUUGACUUGCCUGUCUUUUGUAUACUUUGCUCCAAGAAAUUUGAAGACUGCAAAUUGACUAACGAUCAAAAUUCUGGUUUUGCUGAUAAGGACUUCAAAAUAAUAUCUUAUCCUUGCUGUGGGUUCAAUUCGGAGAUAACACAUACACAGUUGAGGACCAGGAAAUUUUUCAACGAUUACAGUAAUAACAGCAAGUUGCUACCUUCCAUAUACAAGUACUACUCUUCGUCCUUGAACCGAGUCGACGAUUCAAUGGUGCAGGCUGACAAAUCAAUUCGAAAAAUUGUUAGUGUUAAUGAAGGACCCUUCAAAAAUAUACAGUUGGUAGAAUUUUGUGAUACUUUCUACAAGUAUUUUGGCAAAUUUGACUGGCUCAUUUUCAGAGAUUAUUUUGAGCUUAAUUGCAUUUCAUCCACAAUACCUGUUAGCUCUUCCACUUUCCAUAUACAUGAGGAUUUAGUUGCAUGUGUGAUUAGGCAAGAGAGGUUCAUCAAAAAAAUGGUUCUUCUUGACUGGCUACAUUCUCAGUUCAUAGAGGUAACUGUCAUUAACUCGAUCGACAGGUAUCUCAAAUUCAUGAAUCUCGUCAAAAACUCUCAGGUGUGUCUAAUUCCGACCUUAGACAUAGACCUUGUAUGGCACACACACCAAUUGAACCAUCCUUCUUACUACGAGUACACAACUCAAAGAAUCGGUAGAUUUAUUGAUCAUAACGAUAAAAUCGAGGAGAACAGAUUAACUUACGGUUUCGAUGAAACGUGCAAGGCUUUCGAAAAUGCAUAUGGUGAAAACUAUUCUAUCUGCUUGUGUUACUUUUGUUCUUUGAAUAGAAUAAAAAAAAGAGGGCUCUUGAACAAAUUGAAGAGAAAACCUUCUACUAAAGCCUCGCUAGUCGAAAAUGAAUUGUAUUCGUUAACUCAUAUAAGCACUCAUAAUUCUGUCUUGGUCAAUACUGAUCGUAGAAAUCACUUAAGAAGGUAUAUCUGGAAGAAGUAUGAAGACGAUCACACUCAACCUUUACCAUGGGACGAUGAUAUGUACCUAAAGGAAUUGAGCUUCAUCACUAAUCCAAUUUUACCAGCUCAAAAAGACGAUCUUUGUCAUCUAAGACUAUAUAAGAAUGGUGUUUGUGGAACAGCGGUUGAUAAAGCAAGUGCUUGCGGAGGAUUAACGGGGAGCUGCGGAGAUUUUUCGAAGAAUAGCGAACCUGCGCUAGGAUCAGGUGCCAAGCUUGGUAGUCUUUGUGGUUCAAACCAGGUGAUAACGUACCGCCAACCAUAUUACAAUUUAAAUAACAACAUAUACCCUGGUGGGGCUGGUUGA